AGGCCACGCCCCCUUCCUCUCUCCAGCAGAAGAGGGCCGCCUUGCAUUCAAAACGUGCUCCAGCUGGAAGCCCUCCCAGUCUAUCCCAGGCUGGAAGAGAGGCACCUGCAUGCAGUUCUCCUACCUGAAGCCAACUCCGCAGCGCCUCUUGGGUGUCCGGUCCUGGAUUGAUGUGCCUUUGAGAGCCUUCAUGGAUCUUAAGGUCCUGGUUUCUUCCCUCAAUGGGUUUGCUCCACUGUCGCUGGCUGAGAGUUGGGACAAUGUGGGGCUCCUGGUUGAACCAAGCCCUCCCCAUACCGUCAGCACCCUCUUUUUGACCAACGACUUGACCGAGGAAGUGAUGGAGGAGGCCCUCCAGAAGAAAGCCAAUCUUAUUCUGUCUUACCACCCACCCAUUUUUCAGCCACUCAAACGCCUAACGUGGAAAACGUGGAAAGAGCGUCUCAUUAUCCAAGCCCUGGAAAACAGAGUUGCCAUUUAUUCUCCCCAUACAGCCUACGAUGCUGUGCCCCAUGGAGUCAACAACUGGCUUGCCAAAGGACUUGGUCCCUGCACCUCUGUUCCCUUACAACCCGCUUCAGCUUUGGAGUACCCCUCAGAAGGGUCUCACCGGGUUGAAUUUAAUGCUUGUUCUUCUGAAAGCUUAAAAAAAGUUUUGUCCAGCAUGCGUGAGCUGCCAGGAGUAUCGUUCAUCACAACACUCCCUAUCAGGGCCGAAGGGGAUGAACAGACACGGGUUAGUUUGAAUUGUACCCAGCAGGCCUUGGUGCAAGUGAUGACUUUACUUUCCCAGAACAGCCAUAUUUAUCGUAAGACGGAAAUCAUAUCAUUACAGAAGCCUUUGCUUGCAGAUACAGGAAUGGGACGUUUAUGCACGCUGAAGGAACCCGUCUCAAUAUCCAUCUUGGUGGAGCGAGUGAAAAGCCAUUUAAGACUGCCUCAUGUUCGCCUCGCUCUUGGAACAGGAAAAUCAUUGGAGUCCCAGGUGAAAGUGGUUGCUCUGUGUGCCGGUUCAGGAGCCAGUGUUUUGCGAGGUACUGAAAGUGAUCUCUAUCUCACAGGAGAGAUGUCACACCAUGAUGUAUUGGAUGCGGUUUCCAAAGGAAUAACUGUGAUUCUGUGUGAGCACAGCAACACCGAACGAGGCUUUCUGUUGGAGCUGCAACAAGCCCUGGCUCUGCACCUUGAGAACAAGAUCCAUAUCAUCAUUUCCGAGAGAGACAGAGACCCCCUUAAAGUGGCAUAGAAGAAAGCAAGGCUAAGGUGUGAGGCCUGGAGUUUCUGUUCUUUUUCUUCUGGGUUUGCAAGUAAAAACUCACACAAUGGCAAGAAGGACAUCCUAGAAGUAUAUUGUCAGAUUUUGAAGAGUUGAUUACUAUCACCCUGCCUGGAAAUGAAUAAAUGGCCAAUUGAUAAA
This is a messenger RNA of Anolis sagrei ordinatus, 1417 nucleotides long. RefSeq names its product NGG1 interacting factor 3 like 1 (gene NIF3L1). Gene Ontology annotation, cellular component: mitochondrion; cytoplasm. Lineage: Eukaryota; Metazoa; Chordata; Lepidosauria; Squamata; Anolidae. The record is from RefSeq and is a predicted model, not a curated record.